Messenger RNA from Exophiala bonariae, 1872 nucleotides. RefSeq lists its product as uncharacterized. The record is from RefSeq and is a predicted model, not a curated record. The transcript has 4 exons. Bases 1 to 1872 code for a protein of 623 amino acids. NCBI's taxonomy places the organism in Eukaryota, Fungi, Ascomycota, Eurotiomycetes, Chaetothyriales, Herpotrichiellaceae. Gene Ontology annotation, biological process: L-valine biosynthetic process. Gene Ontology annotation, cellular component: acetolactate synthase complex. Gene Ontology annotation, molecular function: magnesium ion binding; flavin adenine dinucleotide binding; acetolactate synthase activity.
AUGGGUUCGGUCGAGAAGAAACCUCUAUACACGGCCUCUUUCGCCUUCUUCGAGGCAUUAUGGGAGGCCGGCAUUACACAUGUCUUCGUGAACUUGGGUUCCGAUCAUCCUUCAAUCAUGGAGGCCAUGGCCAAGGGUAAGAAGGUGCUAGGCGAUAAGUUUCCCAGAAUCAUUACAUGUCCCAACGAGAUGGUCGCCCUGUCAAUGGCAGACGGCUUCGCUCGAUUGACCAAUAAGCCCCAAUGUGUCAUUGUCCACGUCGACGUCGGAACUCAAGGCCUAGGCGCUGCAGUUCAUAAUGCAUCCUGUGGUCGAGCACCGAUCCUCAUUUUCGCAGGCCUGUCUCCGUACACGAUCGAAGGCGAAUAUCGAGGUUCAAGAACAGAAUACAUACACUGGAUCCAAGACGUACCCGAUCAAAAGCAGAUUGUACAGCAGUACUGCAGAUACACCGGGGAGAUCAAGGGUGGCAAGAAUGUCAAGCAGUUGGUCAAUCGCGCACUUCAGUUUGCGACCAGUGACCCCCAGGGUCCAGUCUAUCUCUACGGUGCAAGAGAAGCCAUGGAGGAAGACAUUGAACCAUAUCACCUAGAACAGAAUCAGUGGGAGAAGGUCGGCCCGUCCGCACUUCCACAGGACGCUGUCAAACUUGUUGCAGAACAUCUUGUUGCCGCCAAAGAGCCCUUGUUGAUCGUGGGGUACACCGGUCGCAAUGCUGAUUCAGUCACUGCGGCGGUCGCCCUAGCAGACAAGAUCCCAAGUCUCCGAGUUCUUGACACUGGUGGUUCUGAUAUGUGUUUCCCAGCAAAUCAUCCUGCUGCCUUGGGUCUUAGGUACGGCUCGGAUCCUGCUAUCACGACUGCCGAUUUCAUCCUGGUUGUCGACUGCGACGUCCCUUGGAUUCCAACUCAGUGUAAACCCAAGGCGGACGCAAAAAUCAUCCACAUCGAUGUUGAUGUCCUGAAGCAACAGAUGCCCGUCUUCUACAUUCCGGCAUUCGCAAGAUACAAGGCCGACUCGGCCACCUCUUUCUCACAGAUCAACGACUUUCUUGCUCAAAAUAAGGACCUUCCUGGUACGUUGUCAGCAGACGCCCAUCAAGCUGCCGCCAAGAAACGAGAAGAAUCAUAUAAUGCACGUUGGAAUCAGGUCAAGGAACUUGCAAAGGUUCCCUCCGACCCCAAGAACGCAUCAAUUGACCCACACAUCCUUGGAGGUCAGAUAAGAGCAGCUGUACCUGAAGACACCAUUUUCGCAGUGGAAGCGGUAACGCUCAGUCUGUUCAUCGCCGACACAAUCGCACCAGUUCUGCCCAAAUCAUGGAUCAACUGUGGCGGAGGAGGACUGGGUUGGUCUGGAGGUGGCGCCCUCGGCAUCAAGCUCGCGUCCGACUUUGAGGCCAGAGAUGUCGCAGCUGGAGACAGAGAAGGAACCAACAAGGGCAAAUUCGUGUGUCAGAUCGUCGGCGAUGGCACUUACCUCUUCUCAGUGCCUGGCUCGGUAUACUGGAUUGCACAGCGCUAUAAUAUCCCGGUCUUGACCAUUAUCUUGAACAAUAAAGGCUGGAAUGCACCUCGUCGAUCUAUGCUUCUCGUCCAUCCGGAUGGAGAAGGUAGCAAGGUCGACAACAAGGAAUUGAAUAUCAGCUUUGACCCAACACCGAACUAUGCCGGUAUUGCAAAGGCUGCCACGGGCGACAAGGCUUGGGCGGCCCAGGUAUCGAGCGUUGCUGAGUUGCUAGAGCAGUUGCCAAAAGCCGUGGAGGCAGUUAAGGGUGGAAGGUGUGGUAUCCUGGAAGUCAAGCUUGGUGUAGAUCUGCAGCAGCUGGCAGACGACGCUAAGGUUGAUGUGGCGGCCGCUUCAAGUGGAUAG